Molecule: messenger RNA, 1584 nt
Organism: Boleophthalmus pectinirostris (great blue-spotted mudskipper)
Lineage: Eukaryota; Metazoa; Chordata; Actinopteri; Gobiiformes; Gobiidae
Product: DNA excision repair protein ERCC-5 homolog
Exons: 8
Biological process (GO): nucleotide-excision repair
Cellular component (GO): nucleus
Molecular function (GO): single-stranded DNA binding; DNA endonuclease activity
Source: RefSeq, a predicted model, not a curated record
AUUCCUGUAGCUCCAUAAAUUGGCCUAUAGUUUGAUUGUGUCGUUAUCGGUGUUUUGCGAAAUAACCAAUAUUUACUGAGCCACAUGAACGUUAUUGCUUUGCGGAACGCUUAAAGUACAUACACAUUUGCUACACGGAUCAAAAUAUAGUGAGCACUCUGUUAUUUAAAGGCACUUUUGUGACCAGUGUCAGUAUUUAUAUGAUUUUAGUGUCCAAAAAUGCAAUCAAAUCACCAGAGUGGCUGCAGAUAAUUUAGCUGUUGUGAAAAAGACAGGUUGUUUAUGAAAUAUGGGAGUACACGGACUUUGGCGACUACUGGAAAGCACAGGGAAACCCAUCAACCCAGAAACACUGGAGGGAAAGAUCCUUGCUGUUGAUAUCAGUAUAUGGCUGAACCAGGCGGUGAAGGGUGUGAGGGAUCGACAAGGCAACAGUGUCCAAAACGCCCACCUGCUCACCCUCUUCCACCGUGUCUGCAAACUGCUGUUCUUCCGCAUCAGGCCUGUCUUUGUGUUUGAUGGAGAUGCACCCCUGCUCAAGAAACAGACCCUGGCUCUGAGGAGGCAGAGAAAAGAGGAACUAAGUCUUGAGUCCAAACAAACCAACGAGAAACUUCUCAGGACUUUUCUGAAGAGGCAGGCUCUGAAAGCUGCACUUGGAGAUCGGAGCCAGGAGCCUUUACCCAGCCUCUCCAGUGUGAGGAGAGAUGAGGUGGAUGACAUGUAUGUUCUUCCAGCUCUUCCUGCUGCAGAGGAGAAAGAGAAAAGCAGCUCUGAAGAAGAGGAUGAUGAAUCUUCGCAUGAGGCAACUGCCAAUUCCUGGUACCAGGAUGACUUUUAUGAAAACCCAAACUCAGUAGACAUCAAUUCAGAGGAGUUUGCCUGUCUUCCUCCUGAAAUGAAACACGAGAUACUGAAAGAAAUGAAAGAGUUUUCUAAAAGACGGCGCACCAUGCACCAAAAACCUCCUGAGCGUUCUGGAGACUUCUCAGAUUACCAACUGGCUGGUUUGCUGCAGAGGAAUAAAUUAAACCUGCGUUUGGAGGGAGUGGAGAAGGAGAUGAGUGAGCGUAGUGCAGGCAGUGCUCCUCAGAUCUACGGGGAUCAAGAGAGCCACAAUGUGGAGGCACAAAGGCUGGUUUCAGAGGACCAUUCCCAUUACAUCCUUAUUAAAGGUGCCUCAAAACAGGAAAAAGCUUCACAGAAUCAACCACAGCCAGCAGUAGCUCCUUGGUCUGGGAGCUCUCUGUCUGGAGUCAGGAGUCGAGCAACUGACAAACCAGAACCACUGUGGCGUCCCGUCUGUGAAGAAGACGAAAAACAAUGGGGUCCUGUUAUUCAAGACAAAACAAAAGACCAAAAACCCUCUACAUCUGAAAAUUCUCAAGAUGAUACAUUACCUCCAUCACCACGGACUCUUAAAGCUAUACAAGCAGCUUUGAAUGACAGCUCGGAUGAAGAAAGUAAUAGUAAUAAUAACAAGGAUGGCAGUGUCUCUCCACGCACUUUGCUUGCAAUUCAACAGGCUAUGGCUGAAGAUGGCGAUGAUGAUCAAUUCAAUACAACCACAAAAUCGUCUGGGCU